Molecule: messenger RNA, 2724 nt
Organism: Chinchilla lanigera (long-tailed chinchilla)
Lineage: Eukaryota; Metazoa; Chordata; Mammalia; Rodentia; Chinchillidae
Gene: Ezh2
Product: enhancer of zeste 2 polycomb repressive complex 2 subunit
Exons: 20
Coding region: 209-2464 (751 amino acids)
Biological process (GO): chromatin remodeling
Molecular function (GO): protein binding; histone H3K27 methyltransferase activity
Source: RefSeq, a predicted model, not a curated record
GUCCCCGCCCGCCGGCUCCGGGCUGAGUUGGGGCAGGUUCGGGCCGCCGCCGCCAGCUCCGUUUCGCUGGCGCGGAGGUCGCCGUGGACCCCGCUGCAUUGUGUGCUCCCGCCACCCCCACCCCCCGAGUGUCCGCGCCGCGCGCCGGCUUACUUUUUGAAAAUGGGGAGGAUCGAGGAGCACUGUCUUUUGGAAAACUUGAAUAAUCAUGGGCCAGACGGGGAAGAAAUCUGAGAAGGGACCUGUUUGUUGGCGGAAGCGUGUAAAAUCAGAGUACAUGCGACUGAGACAGCUCAAGAGGUUCAGACGAGCGGAUGAAGUAAAGAGUAUGUUUAGUUCUAAUCGUCAAAAAAUUUUGGAAAGAACGGAAAUCUUAAAUCAAGAGUGGAAACAGCGAAGGAUACAGCCCGUGCACAUCAUGACUUCUGUGAGCUCAUUGCGCGGGACUAGGGAGUGUUCGGUGACCAGUGACUUGGAUUUUCCAACACAAGUCAUCCCAUUGAAGACCCUGAAUGCCGUCGCCUCGGUUCCCAUAAUGUAUUCUUGGUCUCCCCUCCAACAGAAUUUUAUGGUAGAAGAUGAAACUGUUUUACAUAACAUUCCUUACAUGGGGGAUGAAGUUCUAGACCAGGAUGGCACUUUCAUUGAGGAACUAAUAAAAAAUUAUGAUGGCAAAGUCCAUGGAGAUAGAGAGUGUGGGUUUAUAAACGAUGAAAUUUUUGUGGAGUUAGUGAAUGCUCUUGGUCAAUACAAUGAUGAUGAUGAUGAUGAUGAUGGAGAUGAUCCCGAUGAAGGAGAAGAAAAGCAGAAGGAUCUAGAGGAUAGUCGAGAUGGUAAAGAAAGCUGCCCACCUCGGAAAUUUCCUUCUGAUAAAAUUUUUGAAGCUAUUUCCUCAAUGUUUCCAGAUAAGGGCACAGCAGAAGAACUAAAGGAAAAAUACAAAGAACUCACCGAGCAGCAGCUCCCAGGUGCACUUCCUCCCGAAUGUACCCCCAACAUAGAUGGACCAAACGCUAAGUCUGUGCAGAGGGAGCAGAGUUUACAUUCAUUUCAUACACUUUUCUGUCGGCGAUGUUUUAAAUAUGACUGCUUCCUACAUCGUAAGUGCAAUUAUUCCUUUCAUGCAACACCCAAUACAUACAAGCGGAAAAACACAGAAACAGCUCUGGACAAUAAGCCUUGUGGACCACAGUGUUACCAGCACCUGGAGGGAGCGAAGGAGUUUGCUGCUGCCCUCACUGCAGAGCGGAUAAAGACCCCGCCCAAGCGCCCUGGGGGCCGCAGGCGAGGCCGACUCCCCAACAACAGUAGCAGGCCCAGCACCCCCACCAUCAACGUGCUGGAGUCCAAGGACACCGACAGCGACAGAGAAGCCGGGACUGAAACUGGCGGGGAGAACAACGAUAAGGAAGAGGAGGAGAAAAAGGACGAGACUUCUAGCUCCUCUGAAGCAAAUUCUCGGUGUCAAACCCCAAUAAAGAUGAAGCCAAAUAUUGAACCUCCUGAGAAUGUGGAGUGGAGCGGUGCCGAAGCCUCGAUGUUUAGGGUCCUCAUCGGCACUUACUACGAUAAUUUUUGUGCUAUUGCCAGGUUGAUUGGGACCAAAACGUGCAGACAGGUGUAUGAGUUUAGAGUCAAAGAGUCCAGCAUCAUAGCACCUGCUCCUGCCGAGGACGUGGACACUCCUCCAAGAAAGAAAAAGAGGAAACACAGGUUGUGGGCUGCACACUGCAGAAAGAUACAACUGAAAAAGGAUGGCUCCUCUAACCAUGUUUACAACUACCAACCCUGUGACCACCCACGGCAGCCUUGUGACAGUUCGUGCCCUUGUGUGAUAGCACAAAAUUUUUGUGAAAAGUUUUGUCAAUGUAGUUCAGAGUGUCAGAACCGCUUUCCUGGAUGCCGCUGCAAAGCACAGUGCAACACCAAGCAGUGCCCAUGCUACCUAGCUGUCCGCGAGUGCGACCCGGACCUCUGCCUGACGUGUGGAGCUGCGGACCACUGGGACAGCAAAAACGUGUCCUGCAAGAACUGUAGCAUCCAGCGGGGCUCCAAAAAGCAUUUAUUGUUGGCACCAUCGGAUGUAGCAGGCUGGGGGAUUUUUAUCAAAGAUCCUGUACAGAAAAAUGAGUUCAUCUCGGAAUACUGCGGAGAGAUUAUUUCUCAAGAUGAAGCAGACAGAAGAGGCAAGGUGUAUGAUAAAUACAUGUGCAGCUUUCUGUUCAACUUGAACAACGAUUUUGUGGUGGAUGCAACCCGUAAGGGUAACAAAAUUCGUUUUGCGAAUCACUCAGUAAAUCCGAACUGCUAUGCAAAAGUCAUGAUGGUGAACGGCGACCACAGGAUCGGCAUCUUUGCGAAGAGAGCCAUCCAGACCGGUGAGGAGCUGUUCUUCGAUUACAGAUACAGCCAGGCCGACGCCCUGAAGUACGUGGGCAUCGAGCGGGAGAUGGAAAUCCCCUGACUGCUACCUCCUCCUCCCCUUCCUCCGAACAGCUGCCUUAGCUUCAGGAACCUCGAGUACUGUGGGCAACGUAGAAAAGAAAAUGCAGUUUGAAGUUCUGAAUUUGCGAAGUACUGUAACAAUAAUUUAUAGUAACGAGUUUAAAAAUCAACUUUUUAUUGCCUUCUCACCAGCUGCAAAGUGUUUUGUACCAGUGAAUCUUUGCAAUAAUGCAGUAUGGUACAUUUUCCAACUUUGAAUAAAGUGUACUUGAACUUGUG